This is a messenger RNA of Nylanderia fulva, 3682 nucleotides long. It is a transcript of the gene toy, whose product is annotated as paired box 6 protein twin of eyeless. Lineage: Eukaryota; Metazoa; Arthropoda; Insecta; Hymenoptera; Formicidae. Gene Ontology annotation, biological process: regulation of transcription by RNA polymerase II; anatomical structure development. The record is from RefSeq and is a predicted model, not a curated record. Gene Ontology annotation, molecular function: DNA-binding transcription factor activity, RNA polymerase II-specific; RNA polymerase II cis-regulatory region sequence-specific DNA binding.
GUCCUGGUCGAGAAGCCUCGUCAGGGGCCACGUUGCCCGGAGGCAAGGCAACUGCCUGGUCGACACUUCGCUCGUCGAGGACGAGGGAGAGAGAGAGAGAGAGAGAGAGGGAGCGUGAAACAGGGAAAGGAAGGAGAAAGGAUGAGGGACAGAGACGACGUGUGGCGUGGCAGGGGAGAGAACAGGGACAACACCGUCCGAAGGGAGACGGUGUGUGUGUCUGUACGAGGGAACGCUUGCUUAGGGGUGGGGGUGCCGAAAUCGUGCGGCAGGGAUCUCCGCAUGCGGGAAGGCAGACUCUGGUGGUCAAUCGGGCGCCGCGCACCGCAGCAGCGACGCGUCACUGCACCCCUGUUUUGGGAGUCGGGCACGUGCUUCUUUCCUCUCCACCGACGCCGCGCGUUCAACUGCACUCCGGCUAGCAGCAUCUCAUCCGCAGCCAGCCAGGCGCGAUAAACUCCGAUAAACCGCCUGGAGAGAAGAGCCGCGCUUCUUCACGCUCCGUACCCGGAAAGCAUUAUCGCCGAGACAGCUACUCCUGGAUACUUCUUGCUCCUUUUGUAAACGCGGGGGCUCCUCGCGCCUGACAAAUAAUCCUCCGAGUGAGUACAUUUAUAUCGUACCCUGCCCAUCCGCGACCUCUUGAGAACCUGGGUCCCGCUGGGUCUCUCGGAUCUGUCAUCGUGCCGCAUUCGCAUAUAAUUGACACCGGCAACAAUCCGCGUUUAAUCGCGUCGAGUCAACAGUGUGGAUUCACCUACGUGCGGCGAGCGUCGAUGCACUCUCGUUAAACUGUGCAAUUCUAGUGUGUCAGUGAGAUCAGAAGUUAAGUCGCGGCAUAUCCAUUCGUCGGCAGCUGAUUCCUUUCCUCGAGAGAAGGCCCCAUCGGCGCGGCAAGCCAAGGAGGGCCGCGAGGGCUCCGGUUCACGGGAGUCGCGCCGGGACAAUACUGUGAGUGGAGCAACGUCGUCGCGGAUUGUGCUUUCAGCUGGUGGCUGGAUCCGGCCUGACCACGGCCAUUCUCGACACGCACUGUGUUAGCGUGGCCGGAGGUGGCGGCGGCGGAGACGGCGGCGGCGGCAGCGGCGGCGGAGGCGGCAGUGGUGGCGGUCGGCUGAGCCUGCACCUUCGUCCUUGCGGAGGUAGCGGUGGCGGCGGCAUCGCCGAAAGUGACAGCGCUCCGGAUUAUCCGCCGAGCGCUGCGGCAGCGCGGAGCAGGGAAGCUGCGGCGGCGGCGCUGCACGCGGCAAGAACCCUGUUGGGCGCGGGGGUGGCCAACCCUUGCUCGCCCACCCCCGAGCCGCCCUUCUGGAAGAUGCCGCAUAAAGAACUGUCGUGUAUUUUUGCGGAUGCUACAAUUACCGCGGUUGCUUGCGAGCUAUCCGACUAUCACUCGACAAACCAGAUGAUAUAGAAAGACGGUCAUGGAAAGAAGCAACUGUCGACACUGUGAACUCGCUGAUAAUUUCGGUGUAAUAAUCAAGGAAGACUUGAUGCACGGGGGUGGCGCGGGUAUUGGCGGGGGUUCUAUGGUCGGACAGAACUCAAUAUUUGGGUGCUCGGCUGCAGGACACAGCGGGGUUAACCAGCUCGGCGGCGUUUACGUCAAUGGCCGACCGUUGCCGGAUUCCACGAGGCAGAAGAUCGUCGAGCUGGCCCACAGCGGGGCCAGACCGUGCGAUAUAUCACGCAUACUACAAGUCAGCAACGGAUGCGUCUCCAAGAUCCUUGGCAGGUAUUACGAGACCGGCUCGAUCAAGCCACGGGCGAUCGGUGGUAGUAAGCCACGGGUGGCGACAACACCUGUGGUGAACAAAAUCGCCGACUACAAACGGGAAUGUCCCUCGAUCUUCGCUUGGGAGAUUCGCGAUCGACUUUUGCAGGAGGGCGUAUGCAAUAACGACAAUAUACCCAGCGUGUCGUCCAUUAACAGGGUACUUAGGAACCUGGCCUCGCAGAAGGAGCAACAGGCGGCCGCGGUACAAGCGCAUCAGGGGGCUGAGAGCGUUUACGAUAAGCUGAGAAUGUUUAACGGGCAAGCAGCAGGCUGGCCGCCAGCGUGGUAUUCGGCGACACCUUCCCAUCAUCCCUUGGCUACGGGUAUUCCAACGGCGGCAACUCCUGGAUCCGGUCAGACUCUCUUGCCCGGUAGUCAACUUCAUGGGCGCGAUGAUUCUUUGCUGAAGCGGAGCGAUACCGGUUCUUUAUUGUCGCAUCAGCAGGAGACAACUUCGGACGGUAAUUCGGAGCACAAUUCCUCCGGAGAUGAAGACUCACAGGUGCGGCUGAGGCUGAAAAGGAAAUUGCAGCGCAACCGAACUUCCUUCUCUAACGAGCAGAUAGACAGCCUCGAGAAAGAAUUCGAGCGGACACAUUACCCGGACGUGUUUGCACGGGAGCGUCUCGCCGAGAAGAUCGGAUUACCUGAGGCACGUAUCCAGGUGUGGUUCAGUAAUCGCAGAGCGAAGUGGCGUCGAGAGGAGAAAUUACGGAACCAGAGGAGGGCGGCCGUCGAUCAGGUGGUGGCUGGCGGCAGCGGCGGAGGUAGCAGCGGCACCGCGCCUCCCGCGGCCACCCCUGCAACACCACGAUUGCCCUUAAACGCCGGAUUCAACGCCAUGUACUCGUCGAUACCGCAACCAAUCGCCACCAUGCCCGACACAUAUAGCUCGAUGUCAAGCAGUCUGGGCGGAUCAAUGGGUGGAAGCUGUCUUCAGCAACGCGCCGAAGGCUAUCCGGCGUACGUGUUUCACGAGCCUCUUCACUCGCUCACGCAGUCCUAUUCUCACGCGCACAGCGCGGCCGCGGCCGCGCACUCGCAACCUCAUCGUGGCAUCCCGACGUCUCACGGCGGCACCCCCACGACGCCAGGCGGACAACCUACCGGACCAGGUGGAGCACCCUAUCAGCCGACGACCUCGACCGCGACUGGAGUGAUAUCGGCGGGAGUCUCGGUGCCGGUGCAGAUACCCUCGCAGACUCCGGACCUGACGGGCAACUAUUGGCCGAGGCUCCAGUGAUCCCAGCUCUUCGGGUUCCCGCCCGCGAGCUUGCUCGUAGGCCAGGAGAGCCCGCCGCCGCCGCCGCCGAGCGUCACCCCGGGCGCAGUAUCCCGACCGCUCCUCGCCUCCCUCGGGAUACCGACGCAGUCGACGCAGCAUCAGGCCCCUAGCACACCGGCGACCACUCCCGUGCACAAUUCCGACACCAGUGAGUGAAACGAUUGAGAUUUCUCGUGACGUGCUCCGUCGCGCAGUGAUCCCUUGAUUGACGAGAGAGGUGUCCUUCUUGCGCUUGGUCGCCGACGGCGAUUCGUCGCCAUCAACCGCGACGCCACAAUUAGAUGGAUAAUGGGGGAAAGAGACGCUACGAAGAGAAGGCUCGUUUGACAGUUUGCGCUUUUUGACAGCGCGAACGCCGAUCGUAUCGAAGACGCGCAGUUUUAGUGUCGGUUGUGCGUCGAAUAAACUUAAUCCCAAACGAUGACGCAAGUGUCUGACAUGUUCUCUCCGUUUGUCUUGUAAGUUAAAUAAUUUUGUUCGUUUAUAUUGUCGCGGUAAUUUAUUUCAUUAACGAAUAUUAACGAUUCGGCAAAACAGUUUUAUGGGGAACAUUAUCAAGUUUGCGUGUUCGAUGAAUAAAGCGGCAGCUACUUGAUAGCAUGUUCCGAUUGGGACAAAUA